Molecule: messenger RNA, 546 nt
Organism: Linnemannia hyalina
Lineage: Eukaryota; Fungi; Mortierellomycota; Mortierellomycetes; Mortierellales; Mortierellaceae
Source: the annotation of a GenBank genome assembly
AUGGGUCUGUCAAUCUCAAAGCUGCUCUCGGACCUUUUCGGCAAGAAGGAGAUGCGCAUCCUCAUGGUUGGCUUGGACGCCGCCGGUAAAACCACCAUCCUCUACAAGCUCAAGCUCGGAGAGAUCGUUACCACCAUCCCCACCAUCGGCUUCAACGUCGAAACGGUCGAGUACAAGAACAUUUCCUUCACCGUCUGGGAUGUCGGCGGACAGGACAAGAUUCGUCCCUUGUGGCGCCAUUACUUCCAAAACACUCAGGGCAUCAUUUUCGUUGUUGACUCGAACGAUCGCGACCGUAUUAACGAGGCCCGCGAUGAACUUUUGCGUAUGUUGGGUGAGGACGAGCUCCGUGAUGCACUCCUCCUCGUUUUCGCUAACAAGCAGGAUCUUCCCAACGCCAUGAACGCUGCUGAGAUUACUGACAAGCUCGGACUCCAUUCUCUCCGCCAACGCCAGUGGUACAUCCAGGCUACCUGCGCCACCUCUGGAGAUGGUCUCUAUGAGGGUUUGGAGUGGUUGUCCAACAACUUGAAGCGCAAGGCUUAA